ACAGAUGGCUUGCGCGACGGCGCUUGUGGCAGCCGGGCGGCGGCGGGGCACGUGGGCGCGCUGCGCGUGCUGCUGGCGGCGGGCGGCGGCGGAGGGCGGGCGGGGGCGGGCUGCGUGGGGCGCGCUGCGCGGCGCGCUGGCGGCCGUGGGCUUGCGGAGGCGGGCGGCGCGAGUGCUGCUGCAGGCCCACUCCGUGGGCUCGAGGCCCCUUCGCCGAGACGCAAGCUCUUGCGGCCCACUGCGCCGCCAGCGCCAGCGCAAUGCACUCGCGAUUGGGUGCACGUUAAAGUUUUGCGACGCGUGUGCGCGGUGAAGGUGGAGGUGCUGCUGGCGGCGGGCGUGGACCCCGACGCGUGCGACCACGAGGGCUUCACGGCGCUGCACCGCGCGGCGGAGCACGGGCACGAGGAGCUGGCGCGCGCGCUGCUGCGCCGGGGCGUGCUGCGCGACAGGCAGGACGUGGCGCUGCGCACGGCGCUGCACGUGGCGUCGGAGCACGGGCAGCUGGCGGUGGCGGAGCUGCUGCUGGCGGCGGGCUGGGACCCGGCGCGCGCCGACGACGCCGGCUGCACGCCGCUGCACUACGCCUCGCAGUGGGGGUGAGCCAGCGCACUCUACUUUCUCUUUGUCGGGCUUGAAAACAACCACUGGGAACACACAAUCGGCUGCGUUAAACGAGGAACGAUAAUAUCCAUGUUUUAUGGGUCCUUGAUACCGAAAAAUCGAUUAACGACAAAACGUUUGUCCGUUUGUGGUCAAAGCUAGCGCCAAAACU
Messenger RNA from Gryllus bimaculatus (two-spotted cricket), 775 nucleotides. The record is from the annotation of a GenBank genome assembly. Lineage: Eukaryota; Metazoa; Arthropoda; Insecta; Orthoptera; Gryllidae.